UUCUUUUCAUAACAUGCUGCUCGUUUUCAUGGGGGUCUCUGUCUUUUGCAGUCAUUGCGUGGAGCAAUAAGCUUGUUCUCCAUAGCAUUGAAAAGAUAACAAACAUUUUCAUACACCUUCUACCAGGGGUUGCCAUGUACGUCAUCACACACCAGCUCCCAUACGAUUACAAGCUUACCAGGUUCAGUGGAUCAAUAAAGCUACAGCGUUGGGAUAUAAUGUAUGGUAUUUUCAACACCUCAAUACUCUACUUUGCGUGGCAAUUGUGUUACCAUUAUUUUAUCACAAUCCGUAAGGCCGAUAAGAUUAAAAAAGGUAAGAUGACAUCUUUCGAGUAUCUGAGAAAGGCUUUUGCAGAAAGACCAAUAGGCAAGUUUGUCAAUUCGUUACCUGAGCCUUUUCCAGUGGUUGCGUUUACAAUCAUCCAGUAUGGUUUUCAGCUAAUUACAAUGUCUGUUUGUCCUUUCCUCUACUCCUACAAACACGUUUGCUCGCUUUUUGUUUCUUUUAUUUUUCUGUGCGCAACCUACAAUGGUGCAACGUAUUAUGUCGAUUUCUAUGGGAAGAAGUUCCAAAGAGAAGUAAUGAAACUUCAGGAAGAAAUUGAAUUGUUACAUUCAGCAUCUGAGCAUGAUCAUGAAAAAAGGGGAGAGUUGCAGAAAGAUAAAAAAGUUUCUGAUGAUGGAAUUUCUUGCACGGAUAUGCAAAGGCGAAGGAUUGACUCGAUCUCUGUGUCUGAGAUUAUAUGAUAGUCAUUAAAGCCAUUCAAACAGAAAACGUAGCUGUUUAGUUUCUUUUGGAGUUUGAAAAUUGAGUAACGUUAUAUAUACUUUUUUGAGCUUAGGUUUUGAGAGCGUGAUGUACAUUUAUCCAGUACG
Messenger RNA from Pichia membranifaciens NRRL Y-2026, 878 nucleotides. RefSeq lists its product as hypothetical. The transcript has a single exon. The coding region runs from base 135 to 749 and encodes 204 amino acids. Gene Ontology annotation, biological process: phosphatidylcholine biosynthetic process. Lineage: Eukaryota; Fungi; Ascomycota; Pichiomycetes; Pichiales; Pichiaceae. The record is from RefSeq and is a predicted model, not a curated record.